AUGAAAAAUUUAAUUAUUCAAUUAAUCGGUUUGCCUGAGGAAUUGCUUAUGAUGAUUUUCAAGAAACUAAGCAAUAUUCAAUUACUUUAUACUCUAUUUGGUAUUAAUAGAGAAUUAGAUAGAAUUCUAUCUGAUUCAAUAUUUACUAGAUAUUUAGUCUUAUUAGGGAAACAUUCAAAUGAUAUUAUUUAUCCAUUAGUAGAUACGGUACUUAAUCAAUUCUGUUUACAAAUAUUGCCUCAAAUCCGUUAUAAAAUCAAUUUUCUUACACUUGAAACAUCAUCUGUAGAAUGUAUUCUUCUUGCUGCUGAUUAUCCUAAUUUAUAUGGUCUUGGUCUUUACAAUAUUGACGAAAAGAAUGCUAAGCGUUUUUUUACUGAAAUAUUUUGUUAUAAUCAAUCAAUCGUGUCACUUCUUCGACGAAUGAUGAAUUUAAAAGAACUUGCUUUGUAUAUUUGUGUUGGUCAAAAAACAUGUCUAGAUGGAAAUUAUUUGAAAAAUGAUAUUAUUAAUUAUUUACCUCGAUUAAACAAAUUUACCUUCAACAUUCGUUCAUUUAUUUAUUACCUUGACCAAGCUGAUUUAUUAUCAAAUGAAUAUAUACAGGAUACACUCAAGGGUUUUGAUAAUAUUCAAAUUAUUUCUUGCGUUGAUUAUUUUCCAAAAGAAAGAGCUGGCCAAUGUCAUUUCUAUUCAUGUCCAUAUCAAUUAACAUAUUACGACAAUAUAACAAAUAAUUUUCCUGGUGGACUAUUUAAAUUUGUUCGCCAAGUAUCAUUAUUUGAUGAACUUCCUUUCGAACAUGAAUUUUUUAUUAGAAUUGCUCAUGCAUUUCCACUUCUUGAAAAAUUAUCUAUCGUUAAUCAAACACCACAAAAACAAAAAUUAAAUAAUAAUAACAAACAUUUAUCAAUCAUUGAAUAUCUUCAUCUAAAUAAAUUAAGUUUCAUCGAUACUCAUGAUGAUUACGUCGAACAAUUCCUAGUUGAUACCAAUACAUGUUUAUCGAAGAAUAUUAGACUUUUCAUCGAUUAUGACUCUUUGAAAAGAGUGACGAAUAAUUUUACACGAAUUGCAACGCGAGUUAAUUGUUCCAAAAUUAAUUGUUUGCGUAUCUUCAAUCGAUUUCAAAUAUCGAAACGUUUAACCAACUAUUUUCCUAAUGCAAAAAUAUUGACUUAA
This is a messenger RNA of Adineta steineri, 1182 nucleotides long. NCBI's taxonomy places the organism in Eukaryota, Metazoa, Rotifera, Eurotatoria, Adinetida, Adinetidae. The record is from the annotation of a GenBank genome assembly.